Messenger RNA from Nicrophorus vespilloides, 1909 nucleotides. RefSeq names its product opioid-binding protein/cell adhesion molecule homolog. Gene Ontology annotation, molecular function: cell adhesion molecule binding. The record is from RefSeq and is a predicted model, not a curated record. Gene Ontology annotation, cellular component: cell-cell junction; neuron projection. NCBI's taxonomy places the organism in Eukaryota, Metazoa, Arthropoda, Insecta, Coleoptera, Silphidae. Bases 474 to 1802 code for a protein of 442 amino acids. Gene Ontology annotation, biological process: cell-cell adhesion. The transcript is spliced from 8 exons.
AGUCAGAUACAAUCGAUGCAAAAGUUCGCGCCGCCCUCGCACAUCUUGCCGCCUCCACUGCCGUCGCCGAACGCCGGCUUCAGUACGAUUUCGCGCGGGCCGCCCGCAACAAUCCUCACUCACUCAUCCAAUCUCUCUCACUCGCACACCGACUCUCUCACCGAUAUCGCUACUCCUCGUAGUAGUGCACUACAUCCUCAUUAAAUCGGCCGCCCCCGCGCAAAAAAUAUAAUUGUUGACAUCAACUCGUUGUUGGAAAAUAGGCAAUAUCCAGAUUAUAUUUCUUUGCCAAGUGCGAAUUGCAGUUGUGCGGAGCGCGGAAAAUAAGUAAAUCGGAAACGCGUGGAAAAAGUUUCGCAAACUAUUUUCCAAGUGACUUUUCCUCUUCCGGUUUCCACAGAAAUUAAAAAUUACUCGCUUUACGCACAGUGAUUUCUUUCUCUUCUGUACCGAGACUUAACAAGUUGACAAAUAUGAAAUACGAAAUAAGUUGGAUCGCAAUUUUGUUCGCCUCGCUACUUGCAGCGAAGUCGACAUCUGCGAUCUACCUGUCCCAUGCGAAUCUGAUCAAAUCCACGGAUGAUUCUUCAUUCCUCGUGACCUGUCGUGACGAUGGAGGACGUCCUGUGACCUGGAGCGGACCGCGGGGACUUCUCGGUGCGAAAAGCCAUCCUCGCGUCGACAUGGCCUCCUAUGGUACUUCAAUUUUCUUCCAGCACGUCGCCGUCAAAGACAGCGGAAACUACACGUGCAGCUCUGGCAGCGAACAAAAGACGAUGCAUCUCACUGUCAAAGGUAACCUCGAUACCUCGGGAACACAAUCGCCCAAAGGUCAAUUGAAAACCCCUCUGACGUUUAUGGAUACUUCUCCAAACCAAACGGGAAUAGAGUUCACCGAUGUUACGCUCCGAUGCGAAGUCAAGGGAGGAGACAAACCUAUAGUCACUUGGAGCUACGAAAAUGGUGGAAAAAUUUCAGACCCGAAGUUUACGAUAAUUGGUGAUGGAUUAUUAAUAAAGAACGUUACAAGGAAUGACAGUCGCACCUACAUUUGCAAGGCGAUGCAGACCAGCACCGGGGACAUCAUGGAGCAGAAGAUCCAAUUGAAAGUCGAGCAUAAACCAUCAUUUAGGCACAAGAUCUGGGUGAAAACUGAGGAAGCUUGGGCUUUCAUCGGCGGCGAAGCGAAUUUGACAUGUGAAGUUUACGCAGAGCCACCGGCCACAUUUCAGUGGUUGUGGAAAAAACAAACUGUCCAGGAAGGAUUCCACAACACGCAAGAAGGUCACAUCCAGAAGUCCGUUCUACAAAUCUUCAUGAAAGAUUCGUCUAGAUACGGAAAUUAUGUGUGCAUGGCGAAGAACAAACUUGGCACUUUAGAGAAGAUCUUCUCAUUGCAACCAGGUGUUCAGCCACCACCACCAGAGUACAUCGAACUGCGCGGCGAGAAUUCCGAUUUAUUGGACUUGGGUAUUGGAGAACCUAAGAUCACGGACAAAAUUCCAAGCGCGAUGUCACCAACCGGAUACCGCGUCCAAUAUCGUCCUCACAGCGAUGAUUAUUGGAAGGAGAAGGACUACGAGAGGAGCGAAGCGAAUAGUUAUCCCCUAUUGAACCUGAAACACGACACCGACUACGAAGUUAGAGCUGCGACCAUCAACAAAGCCGGCAUCAGCGAUUACACAAACAUCUCCAAUUUCCGAACGUUGACUCUGCAAACAGCCGCUGCAUCCACAACAUUUUUGACGCACGUCAUCGCUGCCUUCUCCAUCAUCUUCUUCUUCUUCGGCGCCCUAUGGUGACUUCAUUAAACGACGUCGUCGAUAACAACUUAGACUCGCAAAUUAUACACUGGAAAACCGAAGGGAAUCCAAAUAAUUUAGUUAAUUGAAUGUUGCUAUAGAUGUUU